This is a messenger RNA of Paramecium octaurelia, 341 nucleotides long. NCBI's taxonomy places the organism in Eukaryota, Ciliophora, Oligohymenophorea, Peniculida, Parameciidae. The record is from the annotation of a GenBank genome assembly.
AGAUGAGAAGGCCACUUUAAAUAAUUAUAUAGACUAAAGGGUCACUCAUUUUUAUAAAUAUUAUCAAUAGGGAAAUUAAUCUGACAACAAUUGAUGUGGCCUUCUUAUUUGCAAUGUAAACAUGUGGCUUUUUGAAAAUCAAAUCGAAAUCCGAAUAAAAUUUUGGCUAGCGAAUAGUUUUGUUACUUUUUUUUUAAUUUAUGUUUUAGAAUGCUCACUAAAUAGUAAAUUUAUAACCUUUAUAUGCUUGUGGUUUCAUCUCAAUACAGUCGUCAGAGGAGGAAAUCGAUAUUGGUUCCUGUAGAAGAUGUAAUAAUACUUAUAAGAUCUGGUUGAUUUGA